AUGAGGGAGUGUCCGUCGAAGGGUGGUGUAGGCAUUGUCCAGCCUACAGGGUCCGUAGUUGGUUCUUCUUCAUCAGUGCGCCCUUCAGGGCAAGUUCCUCAGACAUCAGCGAGACGUGAUAGAGGAAGAAGUGGAACAUCUAGCUUGAGUGGGCCUCAACACCGUGUUUAUACAUUAGCCGGUAGACAGGAUCGUGAGUCGUCUCCUGACGUAGUCAUAGGUAUAUUAUCAGUUUCCUCCUAUGAUGCAUACGUACUGAUUGAUCCAGGCCGAGAUGAAAAUGCCAACCAAGCAAAAAUACCAUCGUCUCACUCUUCUCAGAGACAAGAAUUUGAUGUAAAUGAUCUAAAGGCUGACCCAGCCGAAAGAACUCCAAUUUUCUAUUAUCAUCCAAACAUUCGUGAUGAGAAAGAUAUUGUGAGUGCUUGUAAGAUUGAAACAAUUGAGGCUAUAAUAGAGGACUUAAAUGGUGACUACUUUGCUCUAUUGGUUGAUGAAUCUAAAGAUGUGUCAUGCAAAGAGCAAAUGGCUAUUUGUUUUCGAUAUGCUGAUAAAAGGGGAUUUGUGAUGGAGGCAUUUAUUGGACUUGUUCAUGUUAAAGAUACUAGUGCGUUAUCUCUAAAGAAAGCAAUUGUGGAUGUACUCACUCACCAUUCUUUUACUUUAUCUUAUGUACGGGGGCAAUGUUAUGAUGGGGCAAGCAAUAUGCAAGGUGAGCUUGGUGGUCUUAAAACGUUGAUCAAACAAGAAAGUAGAUCGGCUCAUUCCGUUCGUUGUUUUGCUCAUCAACUUCAACUAACUCUUGUUGCGGUUUCUAAAAAGUGUGUUCAGGUGGGAGAACUUGUACUCUUGGUUUCAAAUGUUUUGAAUGUGUUGGGAGCUUCUUUUAAAUGUGUGGAUGGAUUUCGAGAAUCUCAAAAACAAAAACUCCGGGAAGCAUUAGAUAUGGGUGAGCUAGAAACGGGUAGAGGCCUGAAUCAAGAACUUGGCCUUAUUAAAGUCGGUGAUACUAAUUGGGGAUCUCACUACAAGUCGUUUGGAAACUUUAUUACUAACUUUGCCUCUAUUGUUGAUGUCCUUGAUGCUCUUGUUGUAAAUGCAAGUACUCUGGAUGAAAGAGCUAGUGCAUCGGGAUUUCUAAGAAGUUGUCAAACAUUUGAGACUGUUUUCUUGUUGCAUUUGAUGACUGAUGUUUUAGGAAUCACAUAUGAUCUUAAUGUGUCAUUACAGAAAAAGGAACAAGAUAUUGCAAAUGCCAUGAUUCUUGUUAAGGUUUGCAAGAGAAGGUUGCAAGCUUUAAGAGAUAAUGAAUGGGAUCCUCUCUUAGAAAAGCAUUCUGGAUGGGAUUCACUUAAAGAAAAGGUAGAAACUUUUUGUAUCAAGCAUAAAAUUUCAUUGCCUAAUUAUGAUGAUCCAUAUACUAACUCUGGAAGAUCACGACGUAAAGUAGUUGAUUAUACUACUUUGCAUCAUUACCGUGUGGAUUUGUUUUAUAAAAUUAUUGAUUGGCAGUUACAAGAACUCAAUGAGCGUUUCAAUGAGGUGACUAGUGAUUUGCUUAAUGGAGUAGCUUGCUUGAAUCCAAUUGAUUCAUUUUCUAGUUUUGACAUAAAAAAGAUAGUGAGAAUGGCUGAAUUAUAUCCUGAUGACUUUGAUGGAUUUAGCAUGAGGACCCUUGAGAAUCAACUUGCUAAUUACAUUAUUAACGUUCGUGAUAUUGACAAAAGGUUCUCCAAUUUAGGUGGACUUGGGGAAUUUUCAAGAAAUUUGCUUUCCUUCUACCAGUCGCCACUGCAACAAUUGAAAGAGCUUUUUCGGCGAUGA
Molecule: messenger RNA, 1824 nt
Organism: Lycium ferocissimum
Lineage: Eukaryota; Viridiplantae; Streptophyta; Magnoliopsida; Solanales; Solanaceae
Exons: 4
Coding region: 1-1824 (607 amino acids)
Source: RefSeq, a predicted model, not a curated record